This is a messenger RNA of Achroia grisella, 1282 nucleotides long. It is a transcript of the gene IFT57, whose product is annotated as intraflagellar transport protein 57 homolog. The transcript is spliced from 2 exons. The record is from RefSeq and is a predicted model, not a curated record. Bases 61 to 1188 code for a protein of 375 amino acids. NCBI's taxonomy places the organism in Eukaryota, Metazoa, Arthropoda, Insecta, Lepidoptera, Pyralidae. Gene Ontology annotation, biological process: intraciliary transport; non-motile cilium assembly. Gene Ontology annotation, cellular component: intraciliary transport particle B; cilium; Golgi apparatus.
CAUAUUAUUAUGACAAUAUUUACAGUAAAAUCACAUAUAACAGCACCUUAAGUUAUAAAUAUGGAUUUAAAUAUAAUUGAUAAGUUGCGUCUCUUGAAGAUCGACACAGAGUUAAGACCGCAAAUUAAAAUGAAACCGAUGAACCGCUACUACUUCGUUACUUCGACUAAUCCUGGUGAGCAAUUCUUUGUUUUUGCAUCCACGGCAAUUUGGCUUAUCAAGAAGAUUGGUAAAGACAUGGAACUGCCUAACGAAGAAGACGACCCCAACUCUACCAUAGCCAAUAUUUUAGAUUUUUUAAGGGAAAAAGAUAUAACAAUAGAUUUUUCUUCACACAAAUUAAAACAAGGUUUUGGUGAACAGGUUUGUUAUAUUUUAAGUGUACUGGCUGAUGAGGCACUGAAGGCGCAAAAUUUUGAAUGGCAAAAGCCUAUUGUUGAUAUAGCAGAACCGGAGGAAUCGCCCGAUGACGGUGACCAAGUGGAGGACGAAACUGAAAUUAUUCUGGACAAAGUUGAAGAAGAAAUGGCUAUAUAUUCAGAAGAAUCAGAUGGAGAAUACGGUAAUGCAGAUGAAAAAGAAACUAAUGAUAUUUCUACUAAAAUGCACGAUUGGGAAGCCUGGAAACUUGAGUUGGAGCGAGUGGCACCGGCUUUGAGACUGAAGAUCUCUGCCGACGGUCGAGAUUGGAGGGCGAGACAUUCUCAAAUGAGAAGUUAUAAAGACGAACUCUUUGAUAGAUUCAAGAUUACCGAAACGCAGCUAAAUAAAUUAUAUAAUAAUAUAAGUUCUGUGAUGGAUAAGAUUUCUGCUAGGGAGAACAUACUAAACGAGCAAUUUGAACCUUUAGUUAGAGAGUAUGGAUCACUUUUGGAUGAGCUAAAUAAAGUUACAAAUGAGUAUAAAGAGGUGAGUGUGGGUGUGACAGAGAGGCAAGAAACGUUGAAUGAAAUAACUGCUAAGGUGGAAAAUAUAAAACAACGUACGGAAUCCAGAGGAUCAGCUAUGAAUGACAAUUCACCAUUAGUAACAGCGAAAAAAGCUGUGGUAAAUUUGAAAAAAGACAUCCAAGAAAUGGAUUUCCAGAUAAUAGUCUUGCUCUGGAUGUUGACAACUAAAGAGAACCCAAAUAGUAAUAAUUUACUUGGUAAUUCUGAAUCGAGAAUGAUCGGGACAGAAGCUUAUUAAGCUUCAUCAUAUUAUGAAUGAGGAAUCACCUAAAUUGUUAGAAGGCAGUAACAAUUUAAGAUUACCUGCAUAGGAGUGAGAUGACAUGAGUACU